UCGUCAUUGAGCCUGAAAAUGGAGAUAUGGAGAACUAAAAGCAUGAAUAAGCGUCUGAGUGUUGUCCUAGUUACAAUCUGGUUCCUGUCCUGCCUGCCUUCCAGCUGCCUGCCUUCCAGCUGCCUGCCUUCCAGCUGCCUGCCUUCCAGCUGCCUGCCUUCCAGACAGCCAAACUCAGUGCCAUACUCGGUAUGUCCGGUAUUCGAUGGGGAGUCCUUAUUCAUAAAAAUUCUUGUUAACCAGUGUCCUGAGUCUGAGAUCAGUUUUCGCACCCAGCGAAAAGGCAGUGUGUUCACGUAUGACAAGGAGAAGGACAUGUGUACUGUGGAGCCACGUUAUCGGGACAGGAUCCAAAUGAAGAAUGACUCCAACGGCCGUAUUUUUGAAUUUCGCAAUGUAACCAAAGAAGAUAUGGAUGAAAUAUAUGUGAUCUAUGCUUCCAAUACACCCCAUCAGAGAUUUGUAAUUACAAGGAGUACUGAGAGUUCAACCACCGCAGCAGCCCCCCAACCAUCUUCAACCACACCAGGUCCAUCUGUGGUACAUGGUCAUACUGGUUUGCUAAUAUCAAGAAUACUGGUACUAUGUGUGGUACUGGUAAUGGUACUGGUAUGGCUAUGGGUCAAGAAUCAUAAAAACAGUAAGACGAAGCACCUGGACAUGGAAGCAAAUCAGCAGAACGUUGAAAAUGAACGCCGUCUGCAUCUCUACGUGCCUGGCAGACAUCUCGGCUUGGAUGUCGGCCCACCACCUCAACAAGACGGAUCUGCUCUUCUUCCCGGGGAAGGCUCCAAGACCUCCAUCAAUUGACUACUCCACGGUGUCCCCCUCCCAUGUAAAUUAAUAAGCUGUUUACCCUGUCACAAUCGUCGCCUCCAUUCACUUCCAUUGAUUGUUAGCUUGUGGUGGCUAAAUUAGUUGAAUUUUGUAGUGGCUGUUUAAAGAACUGAACAAUGGAUUACCAUUUCUGCUGACCCAUAGACUACUUUCAGUGUGAAGGACCCAUCUAACAAUACAUUGUAAAAUCCUGAACUUACCCUUUAAACCCUCAGCCUUACUGGCUAUAUAACAUUUAUUUUUCUUCAUCGACCUUGCAUAACCUUUAAAUAUACUUUCAAGUGUUACUUAAGUAGUUUUUUUUGGUAUCUGUACUUUACUUUACUAUUUUUAUUUUUGACUAGUUUUACUU
Coregonus clupeaformis (lake whitefish) is the source of this 1189-nucleotide messenger RNA. RefSeq lists its product as uncharacterized. NCBI's taxonomy places the organism in Eukaryota, Metazoa, Chordata, Actinopteri, Salmoniformes, Salmonidae. The transcript is spliced from 5 exons. The record is from RefSeq and is a predicted model, not a curated record. The coding region runs from base 19 to 810 and encodes 263 amino acids.